Molecule: messenger RNA, 1761 nt
Organism: Ogataea haglerorum
Lineage: Eukaryota; Fungi; Ascomycota; Pichiomycetes; Pichiales; Pichiaceae
Exons: 1
Coding region: 1-1761 (586 amino acids)
Molecular function (GO): long-chain fatty acid transmembrane transporter activity; long-chain fatty acid-CoA ligase activity
Source: RefSeq, a predicted model, not a curated record
AUGAAGAAGCAUGCCCAGAAUACUGCUCUUAUAUAUUUACGGCCAGCAGCUGCCAAGGGGCAAUUUGACAUCGAGAAAUACACCUAUGGCGAGCUUUAUGGCCUCGUUUUGCGCUUGUCUUAUAUUUUGAAAACGGAGUACGGGGUCAAGAAAAAUGACAUUGUGUCUCUAUACAUGAACAACAGUCCACUAUUUAUUAUGAUAUGGCUAGCUUUGUGGAACCUGGGUGCAAUCCCAUGCUUCCAGAAUAAUAAUCUGACCCAUAAAGCACUGGUACAUUCGCUUUCUGUUGUUGACUCCAAGCUUGUGUUUGUGGACGAGGAGUGUAGAAGCCUUUUUGAUGGAACUAAAGACGAGAUUCAUGAAAAGAUUCCUGAUUUGAGAUGUGUCUAUGUUGACCAAAAGGAGUGGCUCAAGAAUAUUCAAAAUCCUUCGUCUCCCACCUUUAGACUCGAUGAUGCAGAUCGGGAUAGAGAUCUGCUAUACUACAAGCCGGCAGUACUGAUAUUCACCAGCGGAACCUCUGGAUUACCGAAAUCUGCUGUCAACUCAUGGCGAAAAGUGUUCUUUGCUUCUUAUUUCUUCCCCCAUGCGGUGAGACUCAACGGCUCCACUAACAUGUACACCGCGAUGCCGCUAUACCACGGCACUGCGUCCAUUCUUGGUGUGCUCCCUAUUCUGGCUCACGGUGGCACGCUUUCUUUGGGCACAAAGUUUUCUCUCUCUUCCUACUGGACUCAGGUCAGGCUUGCUGGAGCCAAUACUAUCCAGUACGUGGGUGAGGUGUGUCGCUACCUCCUUAAUGGACCAGCUACAGAGGACGAGAAAUGGUGUCAUGGAAAAAUCAGACUUGCUGUUGGAAACGGGCUGCGUGCUGAUAUAUGGACGAAAUUCAAGCAAAGAUUUGAAAUCCCUGCUAUAGGAGAGUUCUACGCCAGUAGUGAGGGACCUUUUGCGACGACAUGCUACGAGCAAUCGGGAAUUGGCAUUGGCUGCAUCAGAAACCAAGGAUGGCUAGCAGAUAAAGUUCUGAGUGUGAUGUAUUGCCUGGUCAAGACGGAAAAGGAUGACGACGCAACGCUAUACAGAAACGAACAGGGAUACUGCGAGAAGCCUCGGGCUGGAGAAAAUGCCGAGCUCCUGAUGCAUGUUCUGAACCCAAGAAACAUCAAGGCCACCUUCCCAGGAUAUGUGAAUAACGAUGAUGCAACGUACUCGAAAAUUGUGCGCAACGUUUUUCGCAAAGGUGACGCGUGGAUCAGAACUGACGACCUCUUCCAGUACGACGAGUAUGGAUGCAUCAAAUUUGUGGAUCGACUGGGCGACACAUAUAGGUGGAAGUCUGAGAAUGUGAGCACCACUCAGGUGGAAAAUAGUCUACAAUCACAUCCUCUAAUUGAUGUCAGCGUCGUCGUGGGAGCAAGGGUUCCUAAUCACGAAGGCCGCUGCGGCUACGCUAUUUUACAGACCAAAUCGAGGAACAAGGAAUCUGAAGACGAGAGAGCAAAACUGCUUUCAGAGCUGGGGGCACUAGUGUGGUCACAGUUACCUCAUUUUGCACGCCCGUGCUUUGUCAAAUUUGACAUCAUUGAGCACACCCACAACCACAAGGUAUCGAAAAAGAGAUUCAGAGACCCUGUCCUGCCAUUUGGCCCGAGCAAUAAAGAUUCGGUCUACUAUCUCAACCUCAGCACUAAAAAGUAUGAGCCGCUCACCGAUGAAAUUUACCGGGGCAUUGCAUCCGGAUCGAUACGAAUUUGA